CUCAAUAAUUUAUAUACACAAAAGUGUAUUGAAACUGGUUGUAGCAGGUAGAGGGGGUGAUGUUCUUUGGCGGCAAUAUAAUUUUACAAAAAAAAAAACCCGUUUUGGAUUAAAAAAAACAUAUACGUACAAAAUUGGCGCACUGAAUUCAAUUGUCUUCUUCUGUUUAUCUUUUUUCUUAAAUUCAAAGAUUUUGGUAGAUUUGUUUAGUCUAUAAACAAUCUGGGUUUCUUUUUUUUUUUCUUUGAGUUUGGGUUUUCAAAUCCAAAUAUGGUAAUGGGGUUUCAUUUAUGAUCACUAAGGGUUAAGUGGCUAGUGUUGUUGGGGUAUUUUUAGAUUUCUUUUUAUGAACUCGAAUGAAGAUGGUGAUGGUGGUUUCUAUAUGGAAGGACUAAAUUGAAUAUUUCAGAAAGCUGGUAAGGUUCUAUAUUUUCAGAAAACAUGCCUUCUGAUAUGAAGAAAAAUGUAUUGGUUGGGAUUCGAUUAGAUAGUGAAAGCAGGGAUUUGCUUAGUUGGGCUCUUGUAAAAGUUGCUGAACCUGGUGAUUGUGUUGUAGCAAUUCAUGUUACCCGGAAUUCAGAUCAUGCUUUGGGACAGAAAUUGUUAUUAGAGGGUUAUUUAGAAGCAUAUGAAGGCCUGUGUUCUAUAAAGAAGGUUGAUCUUAAAGGCCAGAUUUAUAAAGGAAAUUCGAUACGAAAGGUUUUAAUUCGAGAAGCAAUAAACUAUGGUGCUGUAGCUCUGGUUGUGGGUAUAGACAAGAGGAGUCCUCUUGGGGGUUGGACUUCCACGGCUAGAUACUGCACGAAGCGGCUGCCAACAACCACCAAUGUUGUGGCCAUCAACAAGGGAAAAAUUGUUUUCGAAAGGUCCAACAAGAAUGAACUAUCAGGUCUUAAAGGUGAUCCAAGACUGAGUCUUUGUCUGACCGAAAACCUUGGUAUCAAAGAAUGCCAAUCAGAAUAUGGUGAUUCUGAAGUAGGGUCUGAGAUAUCCAGUUUUGAAGGGAUUCAAAGCUCCAAAGACGGAUCAAGAACCAGUAGUGAAGAUUCGAAGAUUGAAAUAUUGAGUGUUAUUCAUGAAGGGAAGAGAAUCCCUUCGUGGUCCAUUUCUCUUUUUGCAGGAGAUAAUAUGGACUAUAAGCCUGGUUGGCCCCUCCUCCUGAGGGCUAGUUCAGCAACACCACAAGCGAAGCAUGCCAGGAGCAUGUCGGUCGUGAAAUGGGUAAUGAACUUACCAAGUCGGUCUCUGCAUGAUCAUUCUCCUCGAGGUUCAACAAUCAAGGAAAUAGAGCUGAAUCAACUUGGAGAUGACAAUGAUGGGAAUGAGACCAAUUCAUCUAUGCAAUAUGAGUUGCAAAAAUGCUUGGAGGUGCUCCUGAAUACAAAUUCAUCGGAUUGCAGAUGGUUUAGUUAUGGAAUUCUAAAAGCUGCAACUGAUCAAUUCUCCACAGCAGAGAACUUGAUUGGGAAAGGAGGGAGCAACCGUGUCUAUAAAGGGAUCCUUCCGGAUAACAAAGCAGUGGCUGUGAAGAUUCUGGAGUCAUCAAAAGAGGCAUGCAAGGAUUUCGCAAAUGAAAUCGAAAUAAUCUCCUCACUGAAGCAUAAACAUAUCAUGCCUCUAAUAGGUAUCUGCAUUAAAGAUCAUGAUCUUAUAUCCGUCUAUGAUUUCUCAUCCAAGGGAAGCUUAGAAGAAAUUCUGUAUGGGAAGAACAAAGGAAAACAUGCCUUGCCAUGGGAGCUCAGAUAUAAUGUUGCUGUCGGGAUUGCUGAAGGCCUAGAUUACCUACAUAAUGAGCUUUCUCGACCUGUUAUUCAUAGGGAUAUCAAGUCUUCAAAUAUUCUUCUUUCAGAUGGGUUCGAACCAAAGUUAUCUGACUUUGGGUUAGCAAUAUGGGGACCAACUGAUUCGUCAUUUCUGAUUCAAGCUGAUGUUGUUGGAACAUUUGGGUAUUUAGCUCCUGAAUAUUUUAUGUACGGUAAACUUAGCGACAAGAUUGACGUCUACGCUUUCGGUGUUGUUCUACUCGAGUUGCUAUCAGGAAAAAGACCGAUAAGCUUUGAGAAUCUAAAAGGCCAGCAAAGCUUGGUCAUGUGGGCAAAGCCUAUAAUAGAGAGUGGAGAUGUGAAAGGUAUAUUGGACCCCAAUUUGAAUGGGAAUAUCAAUGAGACUCAAAUGCAUAGGAUGGUUCGAGCUGCGACACUUUGCAUCACACGUUCAGGUCGACUUCGGCCAAAGAUGAGACAGAUACUAGAGCUGUUAAGAGGGGAAAAAGAAGUAGAAAAAUGGGGAGAGACACCAAAUGAGGAAAUGGAAAGCCAAGAACAGCAUGAUGAUGAAGUUUAUCCAAAUUCAAGGCCAGAGUUACAUUUAAGUGUGGCAAUGCUUGAUGUUGAUGAUGAUUGUACAUCAUUUAGUAGCAUGGAGCAAAGCAGUAACUUUUCUACUGAUGAAUAUUUAAAAGAAAGAUGGAGCAGAUCAUCAAGCUUCAAUUAGAUUCUCUUUUUUUUGUUUGUUUGUAUGGUUGGCAUCUUUUGAAGUUGUUUAAAAUCAAAGUUUGCCUCAAAAACCCAAAUUUAGGAUUUGUUUGUAAUGUAAAGUGAAGAGAGAAGAAAGAAAAAAGAAAAUAGCAGCAGCACCCUGUGUUUUUAGAGGUGUAAUUUGGAGAUGUUGAUUCUUGUCAAAAUAAUGAUAUUGAUUGAACCUGUUUAAAGUUGUCAAAA
Messenger RNA from Gossypium arboreum, 2720 nucleotides. Its product is annotated as protein kinase STUNTED-like. Gene Ontology annotation, biological process: protein phosphorylation. Bases 442 to 2493 code for a protein of 683 amino acids. Lineage: Eukaryota; Viridiplantae; Streptophyta; Magnoliopsida; Malvales; Malvaceae. Gene Ontology annotation, molecular function: ATP binding; protein kinase activity. The transcript has 10 exons. The record is from RefSeq and is a predicted model, not a curated record.